Clonostachys rhizophaga is the source of this 1500-nucleotide messenger RNA. Lineage: Eukaryota; Fungi; Ascomycota; Sordariomycetes; Hypocreales; Bionectriaceae. The record is from the annotation of a GenBank genome assembly.
AUGGCAGACGAUCUCUUUAUCCAGCUCACAGCCCCCAACGGUCAGUCUUGGUCUCAGCCCAGGGGUCUGUUUAUCAACAAUGAAUUUGUGCCCUCUACCGGAGGCACUCUAUCUACCGUCGAUCCUGCCACCGAGAAGGAAAUCACCACAGUCCACGCCGCCAGUGCCGAGGAUGUUGACAAGGCCGUCAAGGCCGCACACGAUGCAUUCCACAACAAGGCCUGGAAAGACCUGGCCGCCACCGACCGCGGCAUUCUCAUGGCCAAGCUCGCAGAUCUAAUCGAGUCCAAGAAAGAGCUCUUCGCCACCAUCGACGCAUGGGACAACGGAAAGUCGUACAACGAGGCCCUCAACACCGACCUCGUCGAGGCCGUCGGCGUGAUCCGCUACUACAGCGGUUGGAGCGACAAGGUCUUUGGCCAGACCAUCUCCGUCCCCAAUAAGUUCGCCUACACGAUCCGCCAGCCCAUCGGCGUCGUCGGCCAGAUCAUCCCAUGGAACUACCCUCUCUCCAUGGCCACAUGGAAGCUCGGCCCCGCGCUCGCAUGCGGUAACACGGUCGUCCUCAAGUCAGCCGAGCAGACCCCUCUCAGUAUCCUGGUUCUCGGCAGCCUAAUUGUCGAGGCCGGGUUCCCUCCCGGAGUCGUCAACUUCAUCAACGGUCUAGGCAAGGACGCAGGAUCAGCGCUGGUGAACCACCCUCUCGUCGACAAGAUCGCCUUCACCGGCUCUACCGCUACAGCCACCCACAUCAUGAGCGCAGCAGCCAAAACCCUCAAGAACAUCACCCUCGAGACCGGCGGCAAAUCUCCCCUCCUCGUCUUCAACGACACCGACUUCGAGCAGGCCAUCAAGUGGUCGCACCUGGGCAUCAUGUCCAACCAGGGCCAAAUCUGCACCGCCACCUCCCGCAUCCUCGUCCAGUCGGGCAUCUAUGACAAGUUCGUCGCCGCCUUCGUCGAUGAGGUCAAGAAGACCAGCAAGGUCGGCCACCAGUGGGACGAGGCAACCUACCAGGGACCGCAAGUAUCCAAGCAGCAGUAUGACCGAGUCCUGUCCUACCUGGACAUUGGCCGGUCGGAGGGCAAGGUUGCCGUUGGAGGAAACAAGGCCACCGUUGGCGACGGCAAGGGAUACUACAUUGAGCCUACUGUCUUUACCGACGUCAAGGAUGAUGCUAGGAUCUGGCGCGAGGAGAUUUUCGGUCCUGUAGUCGUGAUCCGCCGCUUCGAGGAGGAGGAAGAGGCUAUCAAGAUCGCCAACGACACCGUCUACGGCCUGGGUGCAGCGGUCUUUACCAAGGAUUUGGAGAGAGCGCACCGUGUAGCCUCGGAAAUUCAGUCAGGUAUGGUCUGGGUCAACAGCAGCCAGGACUGCGAUCCCCGUGUACCUUUCGGCGGUGUGAAGAAGAGUGGCAUUGGCCGGGAGCUUGGAGAGGCCGGAUUGGAGGCAUACACCCAAAUCAAGGCCGUUCACGUAAACAUGGGCAAUAAGCUAUAA